Molecule: messenger RNA, 1872 nt
Organism: Trematosphaeria pertusa
Lineage: Eukaryota; Fungi; Ascomycota; Dothideomycetes; Pleosporales; Trematosphaeriaceae
Exons: 1
Coding region: 131-1849 (572 amino acids)
Source: RefSeq, a predicted model, not a curated record
UACCUAAGCGGAGGCUGUGUAGUGGGCUUAGCGAGGGCUGCGGAACCUGCCACUCUGCCUCGUGGAAAAGCUCGCACGUUCUUAUUAGUAGUCUUGUCUCCCUUCUCCAAAAAACUGGCUAGCCAUCUCGAUGGACUUGGAAGCUGAAGAACGCGCUCUUGGGAAUUGGCCGCGUCGCUUGCUCCACGUUCCCACCCUCACAUCCCACGCCUGGCAGCCCGGAAACGUAUACGGCAGCGUCCAGGAGCCGAAAUACAAUGCUAUUACAUACACCUGGGGCCGUUGGAGACUUUCCGGGGAACAGCUACCUCAUGUUCGGCCAGUGCCGAUCUCGAUAGACGGGGAUGAAUGGCCAAUCCCGAGAGUUGACCCAAAACAUUUCACGGCCGAAGAAUUCAAGAACCUUAUUCGUGCAGCCGCAAAGCUGCCGGCAAACUUUCGAGAUCCAGAUCCUGUCGAGUUCAUAUGGCUCGAUAUCGCUUGCAUCCAUCAGCGCGAUGACCCCAGGUCCGCGGCGGAAAUUGGUCGCCAAGCGGUCAUCUUCCAUGGCGCGAAGGCAGUAUUCGUCUGGCUGACGACACAUGGCCAUCAGCAGCUGGAAAGAAUAAUGAAGGAUCUAUCGAUUGUCAUGGGCGAGUCACCGUCCGAACAUACUCCGCGUUACUUGCAAGCGAUCAAGAAUCUCCCCGUCCUGCUCAACGACCCAUGGUUUUCGUCGCUGUGGACAUUGCAAGAGGCCUUCCUUCGACAUGACGCCCACGUGCUAUCCAGAGAAGCUAGGCUCGUUGCAAGGCUCACCGGUGGGCACCCACCUAUUACCAUCCAUACGUGCACACUCUCCGAUCUCCUGACCUUGUGUUCAUAUUGGAAAAAUGCUUGCGCUAGGGUAUCAGCCAGUCCUUUAACCGAGGAGAAGGACUAUGAGGCUGCCAUUCGCCUCAUAGAGGAAAGGGGGCUCAGCGCACUAUAUUCGCGUCAGGAACUGCACAUCUACAUUGCUGCUCAAUCAAGAACAGCGACCCGUAGCGAGGAUCGCAUUUACGGAAUACAACAAAUUUUUGGCUUGCGGCUAGGUAACACCGCACCCGUUGCAAGCGGAAAAGUCUUCAACUUCAUACAGCUGGAGGCUCAACUUGCAAAGACGCUGUUAUUGCAAUAUCCGAUUCAGAGCCAGAUGCAUGUUUUUCGGAGCCAUGUCCCUCCUCGUGCGAGGUGGAGAGUACAGCCCUGCUCGCAGACACUCUCGGAGGAUCUGUGCCCUACUCCGCGAAUCCUGGACGAGGGAUCGGUGAAGGGAGAAGAUUCGAGUGUCGUCGUCCACUGUCGGUUCUUUUUGGAUCACCAUAGUCACACACCGAAAGCGCUGUCUUUCGCCGGCCGUAUGAGUCCAUUCCCAAGGCUGAGGGAACGCUGGAAUCGAAUAGGCAGGAGGAUGGCGUGGAUAAGAUCUCAUGGCCUCGAUGAUGGCUCUCACAAUGGAGAAUGUCUGGACCCUUUAUACGUCCAAUUGGACGUGGCGGAUGAACUUCCAGGUGCGCCUCACCCCGGAACCGAUUCCAUCGAGGUUAUUCGGUGGCUGCUGCAAAUGUGUCCCGACGACCAACUCCAAGUCUUGCUCCUCGGCUUUGGCUUGUCUUGGAGGACCAAGGGACACUACCAGGAUGGCAUGUAUGGGCUUCUCAUGCUCCGUCACCAAGAACAAUGGGCGCGAGUGGGCGUAUGCCAAUGGAGCUCUCAGUUCGACUGGACGUCCCCAGAUCUAGGCAUGGGGGAUGACGACAAGGAGUUCCUUCGAGGAUAUGGAGAGGGCUGGACCGAGCAAAGCGGGAUUUUUGGAUACGUUGACUAAGCUGCUCCGGGGAGAUGUGGUGU